Rubroshorea leprosula is the source of this 2772-nucleotide messenger RNA. The record is from the annotation of a GenBank genome assembly. Lineage: Eukaryota; Viridiplantae; Streptophyta; Magnoliopsida; Malvales; Dipterocarpaceae.
UUCAUUUUGUUUCAGGAAGGUAGACGUCGAACGUGAGCGGUACUGACCGAAAAUGGCAUUUGAGAAGAGCAAGAUACUGAUAUUUGGAGCGACAGGAUACCUGGGAACAUACCUGGUAAAGGCAAGCAUUUCCAUGGGCCAUGACACCUACGCCUACACUCGCCCUCUCAAACCAAACGACAACAACUCUUCCAAGCUCCAACUUCUGAGGGAAUUUGAGUCCAUGGGAGUCACCCUUUUCCAGGAAAAUAUUUGCUUUAAUUUCCCUAUAAUAUAUAAUGGUGAGCUGGAUGACCAUGAAAAACUAGUUUCAGUGCUUCGACAGGUAGAUGUCGUCAUCUCUGCAGUUCCAAUCCCUCAAUACCUUAAGCAACUCAAUAUUAUACAAGCCAUGAAAGAUGCUGGCACCAUCAAGAGGUUUGUUCCUUCUGAGUAUGGAAACGAAGCAGACAGAGUGACAGCUCUUCCACCUUUCGAGGCAAUGCUCUCCAACAAAAGAAAGAUCCGAAGAGCCACGGAGGCGGCUGGACUCUCUUACACUUUCGUCUCCGCCAACUCAUUUUCAGUGUACUUUGUUAACUAUUUGCUCCAUCCAGAGGAGAAAGACUACCAAGUCAUCAUAUAUGGAAGUGGAGAAGCAAAAGCCGUACUAAAUUAUGAGGAAGAUGUAGCAACUUACAUAGUCAUGGCUGCUAUAGAUCCGAGAGCAGCCAACCGCCUUGUUAUCAUAAGGCCUCCGCGCAAUGUUGUAUCUCAACUGGAUUUGAUUUCUUCUUGGGAGAAAAAAACUGGGAGAAACAUCAAAAGAGUUCAUGUUCCUGAGGAGGAAAUCAUAAAGCAAACUGAAACAUUGCCAAGCCCGGAGAACGUGCCGCCAGCAAUCCUGCACAACAUAUUUGUGAAAGGCGAUCAGACGAGCUUUGAGCUAACUGAGGAAGAUUUGGAGGCGUCGGAGUUAUACCCUGAGUACAAGUAUACUUCAGUUGAUAGGCUUCUUGAUGUGUUCUUGGUUAAGCCUCCUAGUAAGCCUAAGCUUGCAUCCUUCGGAGCAGUGUUUUUGGGAAACUCGCACUUGCACGAAACUUCAAUGUUUAAGGAGAAAGAAGCAGACCAUGGAGGUGACUUUGCUAAGUCAAGUAAUAUGUUUAGAGGUAUGAUGGAUCGUCUGGAUAUAGCAUUCAAAGAAAAGAACCAGACUAUGCAGAGACUUGUUGAGAGUCAAGCAAAGUCUGCCAGACGUCAGGAAGAGAUAAUCAGACAAUGUAUAGAAGAAAUGAGACGGGUCUUUGAAAAAGGCACUAGGGUGAUGCGAGAAACUGGGGAAGAAAGUCGCAGACCACUGCAGGCUGUUUCAGAACAAGUGGUUGAGCAAGUGCGACAGCCCAGACUUGAGAUCCCUCCUCCAAUCGUUGAGAUGCCCAGACAGAUUCAGGAAGCCCCAAUCCCAGCACUCGGGGGGCAAGGGAAUCAGCCUCAUCCCAAUAUUCAACAGCAGCACUUUGUCAUUGGUGAAGAGCAAAGACAACACCAAUUGGUGGAGGUUGCUACUCCUGUUGCAGACCAUGGCCAUCAACCUCAACAUAAGUAUAUUCUGCCAGCUAGGAAGGGAAAUGUGGGUCCUUAUCAUCAACCUUGUCCAAGGGACUUUUUCCAGCCACAAGUUCCUCCAGCCCAACUGGUACAGCGUGAUCUGCAGAAUCAAUCAACUCAAUUCUUCAAUAGAGACCAUGGGCCAGCCUUGAGGUCAUUGGAAAAGAUUGAUAAGGGUAUCUUGAAAUUUCCAGACAAAGCGAAGGAAACCAUGGGAGUGGAUGCAGAUCCUUUUCCAGCUGUGUCUGUCGGCAUGAAUGUUGCAGACCUCAGGAGUGUUGCCAGAAAUCGCAGUCUGCCUUAUGCUCAAAGGAACCUUGCUGCAGAAGACUUAAGGUGGGUUCUUGAGGCGCAGAGAUCCAGACAGAGUAGGAGCGUCAGGUCAGACCAACAGAGGCUCGGGGGGCAAGAAAGGAUCACGGUGACCAGGAACUUCAGUCCAGAAGGUGCCAGACGUUAUUCAACUGGUACUAGAUCUCCAAGGAUGGUCAAACCGCCACUCAGGUCACCUUCCAAACGGUGGGAAAAAAUCAGUCAUCCCAAGUUUCCAGCCCAGAAUUCCAGAACCUUGAGGCGCAAACUGCAGCGCAAGAGGGCUGAAGAGCGAAAAAGACACCAGAAGCAAGUGGAGGCUGAGGGAAGUUCAUCUCGCAGACCACGCCAACCUACCAAAAGGAAUAUAGUCUGGGUGAGAAAAGAGAAAAAGGAGGCUGUAACCCAGACUCUACAGAAGGGGGAUGACCAAUCUCUAGCCUCUCCAAAGGUGGCGUCUGUCAUUAUAAGUCCAGACGGAGUUUUGAAAGCAACUUUUGAAGCACAAGAACAAUCUGGGAAUCAUGGAGCUGAAUCAAAAGAAGAAGGCACUAUUCAUUUUGGGGAAUUCUCAGUGAAUUUGUCAUGUCUGGUGCUGACAUUACCCUUGGUUUUCCAAGCCAAGGAGGAGGAACCAAUCGUCUGUGAGUUCCCAGAACAGACAGAAGAAGAGGUAAUUGUUGUUCCAGCUCAGGAUGAUGAAGAGGAGGACAUGGCUGACAAAAUUGUGUAGCUGAUGGCCUGAUUAUUUUGGGCUUUAUAUUCAGUCCAAUAAGAUUUGUGAGUAGGCCAACUGUGGGUGUGUUACCAUGUUAUUGGUCCAAAGGCCUGUAAUUUGGAUUUCUAUUUGCCUAGCAGACAUGAAUUUUU